AUACUAUUAGACAUACCGGUAUAUAUUAUUGUUCUUAGUCAUCGCACAAGACUCUUGUCAACAAGACCAACAACAGGAUGAGGACUGCCGUGCAUGCUGCGCUUUGCAUUGUGCUUGUGAUAAUGUCUUCAACACUGUCAUCUUGCGAGGACGAUGAGAAGGUAUCUAUCGCAUGUGACACAGGAUGCAAUGCCGCGAUCUCCCGUCUCAAAUGCUUCCUGAUGGCCUAUUCUGAAGGGAAAGUGUUGGUCAGCAGCAACUGCGAAACGCCGACCAGGUGCGGCUGCGUGUUUCGUCACAAACAAGAUGCAACCCUUAUCGCCGGCGACGUUGGCAACAAAAAGGGAUAUUGAUGGCAGACGUGUAUUUCUUGGUUGAAUAAUAUAUACUGCUAGAAUUAAUAUGGGCACCAACAACGAAAUAUCUAUAAUGUUAUUCUUCAGUGUAAUGCUUCCAGCAUGUUCUGUUUUAGUAUAACUAAAUAUCUAUCUUUCCCCCCCAAUUUAAGUUU
Molecule: messenger RNA, 511 nt
Organism: Zea mays
Lineage: Eukaryota; Viridiplantae; Streptophyta; Magnoliopsida; Poales; Poaceae
Exons: 2
Coding region: 78-353 (91 amino acids)
Source: RefSeq, marked validated